AUACAGACCGAAAAUGAGAGUUGGGCGAAUGCUGUCCUCUAGUUCUUUGGUUAUUCCCACUAAAAUAACUCGGAUAUGGGUAUUUGGCCAUCUCGGCCGUCUUUUUCUGUAGCUCUUAGUAACGGUGUGCUCACAACUCGUUUUUUCAGUGAUGACACCACUAUAAUCGCUAUUUCUGACUUGCUAAUGAACAGUCCAAAGAAAUAAUGAAUCCUCAUCAAAAUCCCUGGAUGGGGUGGGACUAGAAUCGAAGCCUUGAAAGACUUACAAGUCUUCCUCUAUAGCGCGAUCCCGAGUGGACACUGGGAAGCCCUUUUUCUUUUUCUUUCUUUCUUUUUGCAAGGAAGGGCAGUUCGUUCAUGGCUCCAGGGAAAACAGCUAGGAAAACUGUCCGGCCCCAGCUGGAUCGCCAAUUCCUCCAUCGAUUCCUAAAGAUCCAAACAAUAUUAUUUCCUACCUUCACUUCUAAGAAUGUGCUGAUGUUUCUAACCUUGCUUGUAGUUGCUUUGUUGACUCAACUGAUCAUUUACCAGGUGGGACUGAUUCCCAGUCAAUAUUUCUCAGUUCUGGGAAAGAAAGAUCUUUAUGAGUUCAAUAAGAUGACAGCAGUUGCUCUGAUUCUCAUUAUACUCAACUCUUUGCUGAAGAGUUUAGACCAGUUUAUCUGCAAUCUGAUGUAUGUCAGCUGGAGAAAGAGUCUCACUGAAUACCUCCAUGGCUACUAUUUUCAGGGCCAAGAGUAUUAUACUCUGAAUGUUCUACAUGAGGAAAUUGAUAAUCCAGACCAGAGAAUCAGUCAAGAUGUGGAGAGAUUCUGCAAACAGUUGAGCUCUAUGGCCAGUAAACUGAUCAUCUCACCCUUCACCCUUGCUUAUUACACCUAUCAAUGUUUUUACAGCACUGGCUGGCUGGGUCCUCUAAGCAUCUUUGGCUAUUUUAUCAUUGGGACAAUUGUUAACAAGUUCCUAAUGAGUCCCAUUAUUUCAAAACUGGUGCAGCAGGAAAAGCUUGAAGGUGAUUUCAGAUUUAAGCAUAUGCAGCUGCGGGUGAAUGCUGAAUCCGUUGCUUUCUAUAGAGCUGGGGAAGUUGAACACAUGCGAACCAACUACAAGCUUCAAAAUCUUUUAAAGACGCAGAGGGAACUGAUGGGAAAGGAACUAUGGCUAUACAUUGGGAUCAACACCUUUGAUUAUUUGGGCAGCAUCUUGAGCUACGUGAUGAUUGCCAUUCCUAUAUUUAAUGGAGUAUAUGAUGAUCUGAAUCCCACAGAAUUGAGCUCCUUAGUUAGCAAGAAUGCCUUUGUCUCAAUUUACUUGAUUCACUGUUUCAGCGUCCUAAUUGAUCUCUCUACCACAGUGUCCGACGUAGCUGGCUACACUCACAGAAUUGGAGAGUUGCAGGAAAUAUUGCUGAACCUUUCAAAGAAGCAAAAUCAUAGUGACUCACAAGUCAAAUGGGACUUUGACAGCAUUUCUAAAGAGAAGAGGAUUUCAAAAGACACCGCUUUUGUUCUGGAGCAUGUUUCCCUUGCUGCUCCUUCCAAGAACCUGCUUAUCAAGGACCUAAACAUGAAAGUCACACAAGGAAACAAUCUCCUGAUUACUGGGAAUACAGGCACAGGAAAGACAUCUUUGUUGCGUAUUCUCGGAGGCCUAUGGAAGUGCAAACAGGGGGAAGUCCACAUGCUGACUUCCUUUGGCCCCCAUGGAGUAGUGAUCAUACCUCAGCGUCCUUUCUUCACAGAUGGAACACUGCGGGAACAGAUUAUAUACCCUCUAAAGGAAAUCUAUCCAGAUUCUGGGUCUAUAGAUGAUGACAGGAUACUCAGGUUCCUGGAGCUGGCUGGACUGUCAGACUUGUUAAUGAGAACAGGAGGUUUGGACCAGCCUGUGGACUGGAACUGGUAUGACAUUCUUUCACCAGGUGAGAUGCAAAGGCUGUCAUUUGCUCGCCUGUUCUACUUACAACCCCAGUAUGCAGUGUUAGAUGAAGCUACAAGUGCAUUGACAGAAGAUGUAGAGAAUGAAAUGUAUAGAAUCUGCAUCCAACUGGGAAUGACUCUGGUCAGUGUGGGCCAUCGCAAAAGUCUGGAAAAGUUCCAUAGCUGGAUUUUGAAACUUUAUGGAGAAGGAAAAUGGGAGCUAACAAGAAUUGAGAAACCCUGAACUAUUCCCAAACCAAUCACAGAAAAUAUUGGAGUUAAAGUCUCAAGUUAAAGUGCCUUGGAAUCAGCAUGCUUUAAUGGAGAAACUAUGGUUUGAAAGUUCAAAAUUACAAGUGCCAAUAAUGGUUUCCAAUUUUAAAAAAAACCAUGGGGAGGAAAAUUUGUAACCAUUUCUUAUCUUAUAAAUUUGUUUCCAAUCCAUUGUUUUGAUUGCUGUACCCCUUAUACAACCUUUCAUCCAGAAGGGAAAGAAAGAGUAAUUUUGUUUUAUCUGUGGAAUUCAUUGUGUGAUUGGAAUUAAAGUUCUGCCUAACUGGAAUUAUGUGGCCUAUCUACAUAAGGACGGUGAAUGUAGCACAGUCUCUUUGACUAUAAUUUACAUCAACUAAAGCUUCCUGAGUAGAAGGAAGAAAGAGGCUGUGUAAUUUCUAUGAUCUGCCCUCUAUAUUUGGAGUUGCUAGCAAAUGGAUCAAAUAUUUUGGCCCUAGACCUGUCCAGUCAGACUGUUUAAAGAUUUUAUUUGAUGCAACAUAACAAUGAGUUUUGUAAAAUGUCAGCGCCACUUGAUAAAAAAAUCAAAUAAGCAACCCUGGACAAGUUGUGAAGUACAAGAUAGAGUUUUGCAGAGGGUAGGGAUGGGGGAGAGUUUUUUCAGUGGUUCUACUCCUUCCGCAAUGGUCAUUCCAGUCUGUGAUGGUAGAGAGGUCAGUGGCCUCUGACGUGUGAGAUGCCACAAGGGCGUCUCUUUCCUGUUCAUCGUCUAUAUGAAGCUUCUAGGAAAAGUCACCUGACAUUUGGGGGUUCAGUGUUAACAGUAUGCUAAUGAUAGUCAGUGAUAUCACACUACUAGCCAGGCUUUGAGGAGGUGCUAUCAAUGUCCUUUCCCAAGACCUGGAUGGCAGAGAAAAGACUGAAAAUGAAGCUUAGUAAGUUGGAGUUGGUGUGAACUCAGAGUUCUCUGUUGCCACAACAGUUGUUUCUGAUGAGCAAGCACCCAGAUAUCUGCAGGACCACAUACUCCAAUCAGUCAUGAACUGAUCAAUCAGAGCAAACACAAACUAUCACUCAUCCUAUAUUUUCAAGAGGUUCAGGGACCUGAAGCAAGAAGACACUGGUUUUUCAGUGGCAGCACCAUGCUACCGGACAGCUUGCUGGUAGAGAUCACUAGCUACUAAAGAUGAAAUUAUUUUGGAGAGACUUCCCCUAAUUUUACUCUGCCACAUUUAGCUUGUUUUAUUGUUUGUAUAUUUGAUGGGGUUUUUUUUACUAUUUUUUAUACUGUAGAUGUUUUACUUGGUUUUUAUAGGCUAUCUAUGUAAGCCAGCAAGCAUCUUUGGCUUGUGGCAAGAUAGAAAUGUGAAAAAUAAAAUACCUCUGUCCAUCUGACAAAUUGUGGCAGUGUUUUUCAACUACUUGUUUAGCUUACAAGGAGGAGGGGCAGAAUUAUAACCUUCAGAACUGUUAAAAAUGCAAAAUAAUCAAGGUUGCUAUAUGUAUGGAAAGCAUACCUCCAUUCAUUCCUGCAGACAGCUCUUACCAAAAUGACCAAAGAUGACUUUUUAAGACAGAAGAGAAUACACAUUCUUACUAGGAGGUAGCAGAAGAUGUGUGUAUUCUUUUGUUAGAUUCUUCGGACCAUUUUUAAAAGGAUGUGCUCUAUUUGUUUUUAUUAGAAUUUAAAAGGAAAGGAAAUUUGAUAAACAAUACUUGAAAAAAAUUAU
Molecule: messenger RNA, 3885 nt
Organism: Pseudonaja textilis
Lineage: Eukaryota; Metazoa; Chordata; Lepidosauria; Squamata; Elapidae
Gene: ABCD4
Product: ATP binding cassette subfamily D member 4
Biological process (GO): fatty acid beta-oxidation; long-chain fatty acid import into peroxisome; peroxisome organization
Cellular component (GO): peroxisomal membrane
Molecular function (GO): ABC-type transporter activity; ATP binding; long-chain fatty acid transmembrane transporter activity
Source: RefSeq, a predicted model, not a curated record